This is a messenger RNA of Fukomys damarensis (Damara mole-rat), 3174 nucleotides long. RefSeq names its product KN motif and ankyrin repeat domains 2 (gene Kank2). The transcript is spliced from 10 exons. NCBI's taxonomy places the organism in Eukaryota, Metazoa, Chordata, Mammalia, Rodentia, Bathyergidae. Gene Ontology annotation, biological process: negative regulation of G1/S transition of mitotic cell cycle; negative regulation of cell population proliferation; negative regulation of vitamin D receptor signaling pathway. Gene Ontology annotation, molecular function: protein binding. The record is from RefSeq and is a predicted model, not a curated record. Gene Ontology annotation, cellular component: cytoplasm. The annotation marks the transcript as partial.
GCCGCCGGGGCCCCUGCCCAGCGCGCCCAGAGCCUGGAGCCCUACGGAGCGGGCCUGAGGGCCCUGGUGACAUCGGUAGAGCCCGAGAGCCCCGCUGUGUUCUGCAGCCACGAGGUGGUGGAGGCCAUGUGCCCAGUGCCUGCUGUGCCCUCCAGCAAUGCCCACGUCGUCAAGAAAAUCAGCAUCACUGAGAGGAUCUGCGAGGCGGCCUCAGGUCCCCCACAGGCACCUGCGGAGUCUCCCUCGUCCCCCCCAGGGUCGGCGCCCGUGGAGAGCACAGGCCGGGUGGCUGCUGCUGGCCCCGCCCACGGGGAGCCCCCCAGCCAGGAGGCACAGGUGUCCGGGGAGCCUGGGGGAGCAGGUGGGCCCCAGGCGGGUGUGUGGUCCGUCCUGAAGAGGAAGGAGGAGCCUGCAGACCGGGCAGCCUGCGGGAGGAGCCUGCAGUUCGUGGGGGUCAACGGCGGGUAUGAGUCGUCCUCCGAAGGCUCCAGCACAGCCGAGAACUUCUCCGAUGACGAUGGCAGCGGCCGUGGUGGCCCAGAGAAUGAGGCCCCGGAGCCAGAACAGAGGCUGCCGAGUGUGACUGGAGCCCCACGGUGCAGGCCCCCGGGCACCACGGCAGCAGCACCCCAGACCAGCCUGCCGGGGAGCCAGCUAUCUCGGGAGGCUCAGCAUGUUCCUGUGGCCGAGGAGGCAGCAGGCACCAACUCAGAGGAUGAGAUCCGGAUGGAGCUGAGUCCUGACCUCAUCUCGGCCUGCCUGGCACUGGAGAGAUACUUGGGCGACGCCAAUGCACUCACAGAGCGGGAGCUGAAAGUGGCCUACACCACCGUGCUGCAGGAGUGGCUGCGCCUGGCCUGCCGCAGCGACGCCCACCCUGAGCUGGUGCGACGUCACCUGGUCACCUUCCGGGCCAUGUCGGCACGGCUGCUGGACUACGUGGUCAACAUCGCUGACAGCAACGGCAACACCGCGCUGCACUACUCCGUGUCCCACGCCAACUUCCCUGUGGUGCGGCAGCUGCUGGACAGCGGUGUCUGCCACGUGGACAAGCAGAACCGUGCCGGCUACAGCCCCAUCAUGCUCACCGCCCUGGCCGCCCUGAAGACGCAGGACGACAUCGACACCGUCGUUCAGCUGUUCCGGCUUGGAGACGUCAACGCCAAAGCCAGCCAGGCGGGGCAGACGGCCCUGAUGCUGGCGGUCAGCCAUGGCCGGGUGGACGUGGUCAGAGCCCUGCUGGCCUGCGAGGCGGACGUCAACAUCCAGGACGACGACGGCUCCACGGCCCUCAUGUGCGCCUGCGAGCACGGUCACAAGGAGAUCGCGGGGCUGCUGCUGGCCGUGCCCAGCUGCGACAUCUCGCUCACCGACCGAGACGGGAGCACCGCGCUCAUGGUGGCGCUGGACGCGGGGCACAGCGAGGUCGCGUCCAUGCUGUACUCGAGGAUGAACAUCAAGUGCUCGUUUGCCCCGAUGUCGGAUGACGAGAGCCCGGCGUCUUCCUCUGCAGAGGAGUAAGGAGGGAGCCCGCGGCGUCUCCGGACCGCAGCCCCAGAGCCGACCGUCCCGGUCCCCGCCGCCUCCCGCCCGCGCCGCUCUCCGCCCCACUGCUGCUCCCCCAGGCCCUGACGUCGCUUCCGCUCCUUGGGGGACCUCGACACCAGCGCCCCCCCAGGCGCCGAGCCCCGUUUCUUUUCCCAGGACCUCGAUUCAAACCCGCGGCUGCGCAGACCAAAGCUAAAUCCCGGUCUGCAGCGGCGGCAGGGUGUGGGCUGAAGGAGGAGGGAGAACAAUCCGCCCGGGACGGGCUGGGGAGGCGCCCGGGAAAGGUCAGGGUGUUGGAGUCAUCGCGGGCGGGGGAGGGUCCCUGCGGCCGGAUUUGAAGUUCACUGGUGUUGGGCCUGGCCUGACAUCCGGGAUGAGUUCUCCGAGUCAUGUCCCAGUGCCUGCCUCCCUCUCCACCCACAUUUCACUGUCUGAUUUAUGAUACUUUCCCGGACAGCCUGGGGGUGGGGGGCGUCUCUUCUGGUCAUUCCACAAAACAGAUUGUGUCCCUGUCAGAUUGUCACCCAGGCCUGAAAGUUCAGUCCUUCCAUCUUUAGGUUUUUUGAGGUAGGGUCUCAGUACGUAGCCCAGGCUGGCCUUCCAAGUCAAAUAGAUCGCCCUGCCUCAGCCUCCCAAGCACUGGGGUCACAGGCGUGUUGUCGCCACGCCCAGCUGCCUUCUGUCUUGCCCUUAAUGCCAGCAUCGACCCCUCCAGACCUGGGGAGGGGAGAGCUCAGGGUGCUGCUGCUAGUCUCUCAGUAGCUCUGACUGGGAGGUCAUCAACCCACAGAAGAAACGACUCAAAUCCACCCCCUCCCCUCACAGUGGCCCUGGCCAAUGUCAGUCUUCCUAGAAAAUCUUUCCUCCCCAGAGGCCGAAGGAAAAGAUCCAGUUCUCAGAGUAGCGGCUGCCUCUGGAAUCCAGAGCUAUAGUAACAGGGCCGCCUUUUUUCUCCCCAGGGCUCCGGAAUCUUUUUCCUCCAUGGAAAGAAAACCCGGGCUGGGCUCCUUGGCAAAGCACAGGGCAAGCUCUGAAAACCCCAUGUGUGUACGAUUAAAAGUUGGCCGACCUGGGCCUCAGCACAAACUGAAAAAGACGGGCUUUUGCCGAAAACCAAACAAAGGCCAACUGGUGCUCUCUCCUCCCUCUCCUCCCUCUCUCUCUCCCUCUCUCUCCCUCUCUCUCCCUCUCUCUUUGGAGCCACCUGAAAAUGGGUUCUUCAGAAAAGUAGUUUUCUUGGCCUCAGAGGUGCAACAUGGUUUUCUUUCCAGUUCUUUUUCUUGGUAAGGAAACAAAAAAGGGUCCUAGGCCUCGCAGUGUGCCUUGUGAUCGGGGAAGAAGUGUCCUUCCAAACAUAAGUCCCACCCUUUCUCAGUCUUAGCCCUACAGGAAUUUGAAGCCAAACCUUGAUGGAACAGCCUUAAACCCCAGGAGGUCACAGGCCCAUUGAUAAAGCAGAGUCCUGGCUUCUGUCCUAGGGAAGUAGAUUUCUUGGCUGGACGUAGUCUGGCUUCCUUUUUUUAAAGACAUCCUGGCUUUGAACUCAAGGAAAUCCUCCUGCCUCAGCCUCCUAAGUGCCAUAAUUACAGCUUAGUUUUGUAUUGAAGGGAUAUACCAAAGGGAAAA